UACAAAAACAAUGAUUAUGGAGAUCUUGCAGUUCUAGGUGAACACGAUGUAGGCGAUGAUGAACCCGAAUAUCAACGUCAGGGAAUACGUGCUGCUCACGGGAUCGCAAGAACCAACAAGGCCACUUUUGCUACUUCCGGAAGCGAGUUGAACAGACACGAGGGCCGCAAGCACAAAAGAGACUCGUCAAACAACAACAAUAAUUAAGGCUACCGCUGGACCAUCCUCAACAUCAUCCUUGGCCCUUUUUUCAAGGAGAAAAAGGGACAAGGGAGGUUCUCGGGGAUGCGAGCGCGGUAGCUCUAAAAUAAUAUUGUCCAGUCAGUCGCAGUGGAUGAUGGUGAUGGACAUAUCAUAACAGUCCUCACAACGGAAGCGAACAGCAAAUUCGCUAGUGUGCACGCUAUGGUCAGCGGCGGUGGCACUGGCGUUAAGGGAAGGGUUUUAGUUUUUAGUGUGUGAUGAUGAUAUUGAUAAGAGAAGAUAGGAAAAGGAAUAUUAAAUAGACGGCAUGAUGAUAUUGAUAAGAGAUAGGAAAAGGAAUAUUAUAGACGGGUAGCCUGUCAGUCAAGAUUUAAAUAUUUCUACGGCGUAAGUAAUGAUUCUGCAUGAUUUUUCUAUGUCCUCGAGUCAUAAUUAUUACAUUCUUUCUCGGACGAAUGAGAGACGCCGGCAUAGGCAUACAAACUCUUCUAUAAUCAUCUCUAAACAUCGCAACUCUACUCCGAACAGCAGUGGUGUGGAGCCUCCACCACCAGAUCAACAAGGCCAAAAGGAUAACUCUACGACGAGCGAACCCCACUGUACACUGAUAACGCCGCCAAAUUUCGACCAUUUUUACCCACGCGAGCAUCAUUGCGAUCUCGUUGCGAAUACGACGGUGACAAUGGUUAGGCUUAAAGAUGAUGGGGAUGAUAUGAGUAUAAGUACUUGGAUAAACAGCAUUGGAAGAGUUACUUCUACAUUUGAGACGGAGUGAGGACACACACCGGGAACCACCCCAUUUGGUGACAUCAAGGUUUCAAAAAAC
Messenger RNA from Amoebophrya sp. A25, 1030 nucleotides. NCBI's taxonomy places the organism in Eukaryota, Dinophyceae, Syndiniales, Amoebophryaceae. The record is from the annotation of a GenBank genome assembly.